GAGUGUUCAUCACCGGUCGUGGGGUGUCUGUCUACGAUCCCGUGUGAAGGCUGUUGCUCUGUCGGUGCAGGCCUCUGGCCUUGAGCCCAGCGGCAGGCGUGAGCAUGUCCAUGCAGAGCAACGGCCCGCCUGGCUGCGGUUGCAAAGGGAUCCGUUCGUGCCUGGUCUGUGAGCGGGGUGGGAUUGAAGCGGUCACGAAGUGCCAGCUGAGGAAGUACCAUUUUACUUAUCAUCCUACAUUGGGCUUAGCAAUUGGCAAUGAUGACUCUAGUUUAAGUGGCUGGACUUUUCCGUUUCCUGGAGUAUUUUUAUUAGAUGAUUUUGUAAAUGAAGAGGAGGAAACCAAGCUGGUGGACCUGAUGGAUAAUGAUGAAUGGAAGCCUUCACAAUCUGGACGCAAGAAACAGGACUAUGGUCCAAAGGUGAAUUUUAAAAAGCACAAGUUGAAAGUGGGAAGCUUCAGUGGCCUACCAUGCUUCAGCCAUUUCCUCCUAAACCGAAUGAUACAGUAUCCUGUGUUGAAAAGCUUUCUGCCUGUGGAGCAAUGUAACCUGGAUUAUAGACCGGAACGUGGCUCUUCCAUUGACUCACACUUUGAUGACUGGUGGUUAUGGGGUGAGCGUUUGGUCAGCCUGAACCUGUUGUCUGAGACUAUAUUAUCAAUGUCUUGUGACUCAAAGGAUCUCAUCCAACUACAUCAUAAUAUGGUGUGCAAUGCACAGUCCUGUGAUCCAGUAACUGAUCAUUCAAAGAGCCUUUGUAAUUUCCAUGAUGAUAAUACUCAAGUUCUUUGCCCGGAUAACUGUAGUGUGAAAAUCACUGACACCUGUCAAAGGCAUGUCCCUUACAAAGAUGUAGAGGUAGCCAUACAUUUGCCAAGGAGAUCUUUAAUUGCUUUAUAUGGAGAAGCACGAUAUACAUGGAAACAUGGCAUAAACAGGCAAGAUAUUAAAUCAAGGCGGAUCUGCAGUACCUUCAGAGAGCUAUCCGAAGAGUUCAGCCGUGGAGGGAAUCAAGAGACAUUGGGAAGAGAACUCCUGGACCUCGCACUGAGCUUUCAAGGUGUUCCUGUAUGAAAUUACUGUUAUAAAACAUCAAGUACAAGUAUUCUUCAUUACAAACUCAGCUUUGGGAUAGCUACAAAACAAAAAAAGUCCCACCUUCCUAAUGCUGUGGUCUGGAUCAUGUGUCCGAACCUUUGCAGCAUUAUAAAGGUUUCAUUAGGGUUAUACAAGAGUAAAGAGAUUUUGCAUCGGAUUUCUUUUUUUCUGCUAUACCAUUGAAAAACAGCUAUCCACUACUGAUCUUGUCCCUUUUUAAACAAACAGCCUUUUGUCAGAAAUUAUGGCAUCAGAGUCAUGCUUUGGCACAGUUGUUUUGGCACAUUAGUGCACAAUGUACUGUGCACACUAGCCAAAACCAGGCUUUUAUUUGUGAGGGAGAUAAUACAUGAAACAUAUGUAGAGAAUCUAUAAUCUAUUCAAUCCAAAUUUAGUGGAAAUAGGUGAUGGUUUGAGUGUUGACAUGUUAUGAAAUGACUAUCUAUUUUUAAUUAAUGAACUAGGUAUGCAGUUCAAAUUAUGCCAACCUGUCAAAUAUUUCCUCAGAAACCACUGAUUGUGGCUUUCCCAAAUCAGGGAGGUAGUGAUCAAUUUUACAUUCAAAUGUUUAGAUUUUAAUUUGAAUAAAUGCUAAUAUUGUAAAUUAAUUUUGUGCUCUAAUUUAACUUUGUCCUUAGUGUAAUUAAAGUUAAUAUUUUAGAAUUCUGUCCAACAAGCUUACAUUUUAAGUAAUUUUGAAUUGAGAAUUAGUCUGUUGAUUAUCUAAUCACAGUUUCUAAAAUAUCAGUUCUUUUAGAAUGGUUCAAUCCUCUGUCACUUACAUUUUUGGGGUUAACACUUUACCUAGCUAGCAAAGAUCAGCAUCGCCUUUGAUUACCUACCCCUUCUGGUGUCUCUUUGUGUGACUGGGCCACUCUUUCUACUCUUGCCAUUAGCACAAAUGCCACCCUUUCCCAGCUAUCUUCAAUUCGGACUCAAAAUGUUAACUGUUUUUUUCCCUCUGCUGAGUUUCUCCAACAUCAGUUUUGUUUAAGCUUCACCUGCCUCCCUGAUGUUAACCUCUAGUCUCCCACAUAUACAUUUUCAAUAUUGAUUCAGUUCUGUCCACUGAGAUACACUAUUGCAUAUAGCAAGUAAGAUACAUCUUAGUUAGGGGACUAGGUGACACUCCAUUAACUAUGAGUAACUAUGACUCUUCAGGAUGGGUCUCUCAUGGAAGCCUCACCUCACCGAUUACCUCUGUGGUAGUUUCGUUGUGAUUUUGUCUACCACAAUGACAGUCAUGCAUCCCCACUGGCAUUGCCAGAAACAGCAGUGAAACUAGCUGACCAAGAGUCCUUGAAAAAUCACGAGGCAAUUGUGUGCAUGUGGAGGAGGACACCAAGCAGUGUGAGUUGUCACUCUCAGAAAGCACAGCAUAUGGAGGGUUUGAAUAGCCCACGCAUCUUGGUGGGAUGUAUCUCUGAUUUUAAAUAACCUUCCCAUGGGUGUGAAUGUGGUAGUGUGGUGUGAAAAAUGCUGAUACCACACAAGUUCCAACAAGACUCAGUGCUGGCAAGAGGUCUGUCUCUACACAGACAGAAGAAAUGGAAAUGAGACCCAUAAGACUGUGGUGCAUUCCUAUGCAGGCCUGAUCCGGGAGUCAGGUCAUGAAGAUCAGGAGUUCCAGUAGAUACAGCCAAACACAUGAUGGUAAAAUAUGUUUAGACGGCCUACAACAGAGAUUAACAACACCAUCAAAACACACAUCUUCUCUUACAAGGAAUUGGGAAGGGUAACUUCAAUUGAAGGGGUUGGCAAUAUUCUCAGCAAUGAAACAGCCAAUAUGACCGCCUACAUGGAGCCAGUCAUUGAACUGACAUGUGAAAAAACUGCUAUUAAUAAAG
Molecule: messenger RNA, 2947 nt
Organism: Hemiscyllium ocellatum (epaulette shark)
Lineage: Eukaryota; Metazoa; Chordata; Chondrichthyes; Orectolobiformes; Hemiscylliidae
Gene: alkbh4
Product: alkB homolog 4, lysine demthylase
Exons: 3
Coding region: 105-1076 (323 amino acids)
Biological process (GO): protein demethylation; oxidative demethylation; actomyosin structure organization
Cellular component (GO): midbody; contractile ring
Molecular function (GO): oxidoreductase activity; demethylase activity; actin binding
Source: RefSeq, a predicted model, not a curated record